Molecule: messenger RNA, 1116 nt
Organism: Rubroshorea leprosula
Lineage: Eukaryota; Viridiplantae; Streptophyta; Magnoliopsida; Malvales; Dipterocarpaceae
Source: the annotation of a GenBank genome assembly
AAAAAAUUCACCAAAUUCAAACCAGACUUAAAUUAUUCUGGAGCAAAGUGUAUGAUUAGUAUAAGAUAAUUAAUUGAAGAUGGUGAAAUGCCAUUGUUGUCACAAGCUGAAUGUGAAAAGAGGCCUUUGGACUGCAGAAGAAGAUGCAAAGAUGCUUGCUUAUGUAUCCAAACAUGGAACUGGGAAUUGGACUGUUGUUCCUAAAAAAGCAGGACUCCGAAGAUGUGGGAAGAGUUGUAGACUCAGGUGGACAAAUUACCUAAGGCCGGAUCUCAAGCAUGACAACUUCACACCUGAAGAAGAGGAAUUGAUCAUCCUCCUUCAUGCAACCAUUGGUAGCAGGUGGUCUAUUAUAGCCCAACAGCUACCAGGGAGAACAGAUAAUGAUGUCAAGAACUACUGGAACACCAAGCUUAAGAAAAAGCUAUCUGACAUGGGAAUAGAUCCUGUUACCCACAAACCAUUUUCCCAAGUCCUUGCUGAUUACGGAAGCAUCAAUGGAGGAUUUUCCAAACUCAGUACCCGAAUUGGAUCACUCAACAGAGACCUGAAGAAUGCAUUCACCAUGUCAAAAUCUGAAUCAUUUCCAUUAACCACAUCUGAAGGGUUUGGUACAAACAUGAACGAUAAUGUCAAGGUUGACAAUCAUGGAACUUAUACUGGUUAUAAUAACUCAAUGGAUCUUCUUUCCCAAUUGCAAGUCAUAAAACUGGUGACAGAAGCAUCAAAUGGCAGAUUCUUCAAUGAAAGUUCAUCUUCUUCUUCACCUUCGAGUUCCACUCAAUCCACUGCAGCUUUCAAUGAAAGUUCUUCUCUAGCAUUCAGCUGGCAAGAUUUUCUUCUUGAAGAUGAAUUGUUGCCAUCCCAAGAUGAAAACAAUAACUCCACGGAAUUCUCAUGCAAGGAGUUCUCUGAUCAAACCCAGAUUUACAAUGGAAAUGGAGAAACCAGCAAAGCUGUUUAUGAUGGUUCCUUGGUGGAUUCCAUGACUGAUCAACAAAAUGAGAUGUUCUCUGAGUUUGCUUACCUUCUGGAGGAGCCAUUACACAACUAAGCAGUUUCUUUUCUUUACAUGAAAUCCUUUGCAUGAAAGAAUAAUAAACUUUAUAAAAUUUC